Dermacentor andersoni is the source of this 762-nucleotide messenger RNA. NCBI's taxonomy places the organism in Eukaryota, Metazoa, Arthropoda, Arachnida, Ixodida, Ixodidae. The record is from RefSeq and is a predicted model, not a curated record.
AUGGAUGCCUCGGACCCGCGACGACGCACCUCGCGUGCCGACGACUCGGACCCGCGACGACGCACCUCGCGUGCCGACGACUCGGACCCGCGACGACGCACCUCGGGCGCUGACGACUCGGACCCGCGACCAAGCACUUCACGCGCCGACGACUCGGAACCGCGACGACGCACCUCGCGUGCCGACGUCUCGGACCCGCGACGACGCACCUCGCGUGCCGACGACUCGGACCCGCGACCAAGCACCUCGGGCGCUGACGACUCGGACCCGCGACCAAGCACUUCACGCGCCGACGACUCGGAGCCGCGACCAAGCACUUCACGCGCCGACGACUCGGAGCCGCGACCAAGCACUUCACGCGCCGACGACUCGGAGCCGCGACCAAGCACCUCGCGCGUGGAUGAAAGGCAGUCGAGAUUCGGCAGUACAAUUCAGGCUCACUUGGAACCGCACUACAUAUCGAUAGAAGCUUCUCGUGGGCGAGCCGAGACAGUGCAAGCAUCAUUGAGUUCUGUUUCGGCGACCGAGAGAAAAAUGAAGCUCACAGGUGAGACAGGAAGUUGUGCCGAUGUGGAGCUGGCGGAUGAGUUUUUGGUUGUGCAGGUCACAGCAUUGAAUGCUUUGUACAAGAAUGCCUUGUGCCAAGAAUGCUUUCAGCCGGGACUGACUGUUCAUUUGGGAACAAGGCAUGGAUUGGCUGCACGAAUGCUACUGACCUGCAAUGCCUGCGGCAUUGUUGCAAGUGAAUGGUCAUCGCCGUGA